Sitophilus oryzae (rice weevil) is the source of this 1066-nucleotide messenger RNA. RefSeq names its product aquaporin AQPcic-like. Gene Ontology annotation, molecular function: water channel activity. Lineage: Eukaryota; Metazoa; Arthropoda; Insecta; Coleoptera; Curculionidae. The record is from RefSeq and is a predicted model, not a curated record. Gene Ontology annotation, biological process: transmembrane transport. Gene Ontology annotation, cellular component: plasma membrane. The transcript is spliced from 6 exons. The coding region runs from base 209 to 874 and encodes 221 amino acids.
UCAGUCAGUCCAGUCAGUUUUAUGUCAUCUUAUUUGAAAAAGUUCAAUCGCGUUUUGUGAUUGUGUACGAGGUUUAUAGAUGGGGACGGUCUUUCUGUGGCAUGGGAACAAAUAUUGAAUGCGCUUUGACACAUUCUUCUUCGUGGAUGUCUUUCUGAAAUUUCAUUUAGUAGUUGCCGCUAGUUUUUGAACGAGGAAAAGUGUAAAAAUGCCGCGCGGUAAAAAACUACGGAUAAACGACGACAUGAGCUGGAUGGAUAGGGUGGUACUAUUCCUUGGUGAGGUAGGUGGUACGGCCGUUCUCAUGUUCCUCGGUUGUAUGGGCUGUGUGGGCGCGAUUACGUCAAACGGUGUCAUCUCUGACGAGCAAAUGUCUUGGGCUUUUGGUUUCGCUGUGCUGAUCGCUAUUCAAAUAUUUGGACACAUAUCAGGAGCUCAUAUCAGCCCAGUAGUAACACUAGCGGCCUUCGUAUUAGGUAAUGUCUCGCUCAUGCAGCUUCCCAUAUACUUCCUUGGACAACUAUUUGGAGCUCUCACGGGAUUUGGAUUGCUAAUGGUUGUUACACCUUCGAAUUACAUCAAAAAUCGUACUAGUACGGCUAAGGUUCCCGGAGUAUGUUCCCCCGCGAUUAACCCAAAAAUAUCCCGCUUCCAAGCAUUCCUGGUUGAAUUUAUCAUCACAGCAAUCUUGUCGUGGGUAUGUUGCGCCAUCUGGGACCCAAGAAACAGCAACAAGCUCGACUCGCUGACUAUACGGUUUGGGUUUACCAUUGCUGUCUUAGCAAUGACAGCUGGUCCAUACACUGGUGCCCAUAUGAAUCCCGCCAGAAGUCUGGCUCCAGCAUUGUUCAAUGGAGACUGGGAUGAUCACUAGCUUUAUUGGUUGGCACCUUUCCUCGGUAGUUUCGUAGCCGCCUUGAUCUACAAGUUUCUUUUCAGCAAAGAUCCACCAGCCAGAGAAGAACCGGAAGCUCCACCUUUAAAUGAACGUAACAAGGCUUAAAAACUUAAUUCUUUAUUUUUACAAAUCAGAUUUAGAAGUAUACGUAUAUUUUUUUAAUAAAAU